This is a messenger RNA of Liolophura sinensis, 1515 nucleotides long. Its product is annotated as QRFP-like peptide receptor. Lineage: Eukaryota; Metazoa; Mollusca; Polyplacophora; Chitonida; Chitonidae. Bases 1 to 1515 code for a protein of 504 amino acids. Gene Ontology annotation, biological process: G protein-coupled receptor signaling pathway. Gene Ontology annotation, cellular component: plasma membrane. Gene Ontology annotation, molecular function: neuropeptide Y receptor activity. The record is from RefSeq and is a predicted model, not a curated record. The transcript is spliced from 4 exons.
AUGAAGCACUUCAUUGCCUCAGGGAUAGCUGCGUACUUUCUGGCCAUUUCACACGGAAUCUGCCAGGCGGGUGUGACAGUGGGAGAAGUUACCAAAGUUGAAGUGGUGCAGCCAAACCCAACUGGAGCUUUAAAUUUGUCAACCAGAGACGAGAUAAAGGGAAAAUGGCCCAAGAAAUACCACAACGUGUCUUUCAGACCUCCAAGGGUAACGCUGCUAGAUAUUAUAAAGGGUCAGUACAUGAAAGUGGCUAGGAGGGCGCUGUACCCAGCCGCACCGAGUAGACAGCCGAAGAAAAAAAUGAUGACGCCCGUUUGUGGUUUCCAUCGGAGUUUGAAUCUUACUCAUGUUCCUUACAGGGGGUCCCCAAAAGUGGUCCCUAAUUGGGAGUUAGUUUUAAAAUCUAUCAUCUGUGCUGCGCUUGAUCUUGUCGCCUUUCUAGGUAAUGCUAUUAUCAUUCUGAUCGUUAUAAAAACGAAGAAGAUGAGGACUACGACAAAUUACUACAUCGUGAACCUGGCUUGCUCUGACCUGCUGGUAGCGUGUGGGCCUAUCUGGAUCCACCUAGUGGACGAUUUGACCGAAGGAUGGCAGCUCGGCUACAUCCUCUGUAAAUUCAGCGCUUUUCUUCAAAUUACAGCUAUGUGCGCCAGUGUAUUUACUCUUAUGGCAAUUGCAGGGGACCGCUUUUUUGCCAUCAUGUUCCCGUUAAAAUCUCGUGUGACUCAACGCAGGAUUCGCUUCGUCGCCAUAGUGAUUUGGUUGAGCUCGACAGCCAUUGGCUCUCCUCUGCUGUUUGUCUAUACCUACGAAGAACGCCAAUGGAAAGACCAUCUAGAGAAGUUUUGUUCUGACGUCUGGCCUUUGCGGGAUGGGGACGAAAGUUGUGGUAUCACAGCAAAAAGAGCCUUCUGGACUUUUGUGUGUUUAGUGUUAAACUGGAUCCCGAUGGUGACAAUGACGGUAAUAUACACGGUAAUCGUCUGCAAACUCCGUUUCAAUAGGAUAGUGCCCAAUUCCGGGGUCCUCUCCUACACAGCUAUCCAAAAUCGAUCCAAAAGAAAGGUAGUCAAAAUGCUGUUUUCAGUACUCAUUGUUUUCAUGGUGUGCACUGUCCCCUUCCAAGUGUCCAAAUUGUUUGAGUUAUACAGACCAAAGUCCAGUUUAGGACAAGAGCUGCCUUACUGGUACGACACAGUUUACUUUGCCGCCAUUGUCCUGAUGUAUGCUAACAGCGCACUCAACCCUGUAAUUUAUGGAGGUUUGAACGAGAACUUUCGCAAAGGAUUCUGGGCAAUGAUUCGCUGUGAAGAGCCCGCUCGCCGGCCUUCCGGUCCAGCCGGACUGCACUUAAACAUGCGUCAAAACACCGGCUAUUCUAGUAAACCUGGAAGUAUAAGUAAUAGUAAGCGGUCAGAGCCGCGGACCGAGGACACUUACACUCACUCUAGCCAGCACAACGUUGCGAAUAGGUCCCUUAGUGGUAGAUCGGUGCAAACGCCAACUGUCCUUUAA